CUGGUCUUCAAGUUCUCAGCUUCACCGACCUUGAGCUUGAACUCGCGAAGUCAAUUUUGGUGAGCAUAUCCUUCACGACCUUCAGCUUCGCUAGACCGAGCCAGGCACUUUGCCCUUCAAUUCUCUACCAUAAACCAGCACUCGAAUUCCCCAGCACCCAAACUACGUCCAACGAACUUUGCUCGGCAUCAACCUCCGUAGAUCGAAUUCGACUUCCCACGUUCAACAUUCACUGGUCAUUAAACUUUGCACCUGGAUUACUUGAAGGCUGAAGCUCUAGCCCUGCACACCCUCACACCAAGUCCCGCAGCUCCCGAUAUCCCCAUUACAUACUCUUGAUACCUUGAUACCAUUCUCACUCUCAAGGUACGCGCAUCACUUCCAAUCUGUUUCCCAGUACCAAUACUAAAUAUACCAGAUGGCUUCCCAGGAUACGUCUCUUCGGAAACUUCCUGUCGAAAUUCGGCUCAUGAUUUUCGAACUCUGCCUUUCCAUGAUCCCUGCAACCACACCCUACCACGAAAGCAUUGCCCAGGUAACACCUCCAUUACUUGUCGCUCUUCGCGGAGAGAGAAGGAUUUAUAUGGCGAGGCUAUUUGCACCUUUUACAAGAUCAAUACGUGUUACCUCACGAUGAAGAAUUACGAAGACUUCUCUCUCCGAGAUUAUAACUCUGAUUGCAUCAAGAACCUUCGACAUCUCGGAAUUCAUUAUCCGUAAGUCCAUCUGUGAAUCUUAUUGCCCGAGCAUGUGUCUCGUAAACUUUCAUACACACGGGUUUCAAUUGCUGAUACAAGUAGGUCUCCUAGGCGAUAUCGCCUGGGUGUGAGGCCCCCUAGCUUCUACCCCGCCUAUCCUGCUUCUUCAUCUCCUAUACAUUUCUAUACGCGUCUCCACUUCCUUGUGAGGAACGUGCCGGGAAAAAUGGCAGCAGACCUCGUUUCAGUCCAUAUCGACCUAGAAGAGGAGAUAGAUGGCUUCUUCGAUGCUGAAUCCUUUAUCCCAUUGUUUGUCAGGCAUCUCACUUCCUUGCAAUCAUUUACCCUCAACAAACUUAUCAGGGGAAAGGGCGAGUGGUCGAAAUCUAGAUACUUGUACAAGCGCAUAUAUGAUGAUCACUGGUUUAUCAGAUCUGGCGGCGACCGCUCUGGCAUGGUGAAACCUUUCAUCCUUCAGAUGAACCAUCUUUUCGGGGUCAAGGGCAGACAGGAGUUUGAAGUUCUGCCAAAUGACCUAAUUCAAAGAAUGACCGCUGGAGGAGUGGUAGAUCCGUCAAUGCACUGGGUUAUCGAACGUUGGACUUGGAAGGCAAAAACGGGUGAGGUACUAAAGCAGAGCAACUAUUUCAAUAAGCUUUGCGAGGAAGCUCACGAUGGUCCUUGUAAAAGAGAGUUGUUGGAGAAGGAUAAGGAUAUUUCAGGAGGUAUGGCCUAAGGGAGUGAAAGGGGAUAUAUGAAGUGUUAUCAACGAUUCAUGAGUUCACCGGUAGAUUCGAACUGAGCUUCUUCAUUCAUCACUUGUGUCAUCUUCGAACUUGUUUAUUGUCUCAACGUUCUUUUUCAAGUCCUAGUAUUCGCCUUUGGAAUUUGCUUACCUUUGGAAUUUGCUUACGUAGACUUACCUCUUCACCUCGUGCUCUUUAUUUUAUCUGUUGAAUGUGAGCUUCACUGGUACCGAAGUGGCCAAGCAUAGGCUCAGACCAGGAGCUAGCAUCUACAUAUCAGAACCGUCAUAAUACCACAAGCUCCCUCUUCCAUUUCAUUGCUGGACACUUUCCUGUUCUAUCGUUCAUUCCAUUGCCAACUAUCACAGUGACAAUUCUCUCGCGUUUGGACUGCUACUCCCUCUUUGCUAUUCACGGCAGUUGA
This is a messenger RNA of Hymenoscyphus albidus, 1868 nucleotides long. NCBI's taxonomy places the organism in Eukaryota, Fungi, Ascomycota, Leotiomycetes, Helotiales, Helotiaceae. The record is from the annotation of a GenBank genome assembly.